GCAUUGCUGGUGUUUGCUUAAUAUGGAACGAAAACAAAUUAAUUUUCCCUUCAGAAACAUAGUUUUCGUUUUUAAUAAACGGGUUUUUCAAGUUAUUUUGUGUAUGGUUGAGACAUCAGCCCGAAGAACAGUUACAGCUGUUUCAACAUCUUGGGGAAUCAUGUAAUCUAUGCGGUCUGUUAUCUAUGGAUAGGCAUGCCAAUGCAGCUGAUGAUGCCAUUACCUUCGAAGGUGCUGUCAAAGUUUAAUUAUCAAACUAGGCCACGUGUUUGCAGCGAUUUCUCGUUCGAAAGUCGCUGUAUAAAAGUGAGAGACAGCACCAGACGGAGCAUCAGUUCAAUUCGUACUUUAAAGCCAAAUACAAUGAAGAUCAGUCUUGCAUUCAUACUUGUCGCAGCCGCCUGCGUCUGCACGACCCAUGCACUGGGCGGCACCAGCAGCGAAGGAUUCGACUAUGUCUGGGGUGCUAAGGUAGCAGCCAGCCAGCUGAUCGCCCGCGAGGUCGUCUACAGAAGCAAGACUCUGCUCGGGACCACAACAAAGACAUACACGCUCACACAGGACCCGACUGCGCCAAAAACCAUCCAGUACAUAGCCAUUACAAAUCUGAAACGGAUGCGAGGCGCCACAGCUGAAAUCACGUCCGGCGGUGUGGGCUCCCAAUCAGUCACAAUCAAAUUCACCUCGGCCCGCGGUGGCGCCAUCAAGUCUCAGGUGGAAAUUUGGGGUGCAUAAGAAUCGCUUAAAAUA
Molecule: messenger RNA, 750 nt
Organism: Drosophila arizonae
Lineage: Eukaryota; Metazoa; Arthropoda; Insecta; Diptera; Drosophilidae
Source: RefSeq, a predicted model, not a curated record